This is a messenger RNA of Xenia sp. Carnegie-2017, 1018 nucleotides long. RefSeq names its product tubulin polyglutamylase complex subunit 1-like. Bases 16 to 795 code for a protein of 259 amino acids. Gene Ontology annotation, molecular function: microtubule binding. Gene Ontology annotation, biological process: protein polyglutamylation. The transcript has 8 exons. Lineage: Eukaryota; Metazoa; Cnidaria; Anthozoa; Malacalcyonacea; Xeniidae. The record is from RefSeq and is a predicted model, not a curated record.
GAGACAACAAACAAGAUGGCGGAGAAGAGAGGAGCGAGGAUUGACGAUACACUUACAUCAAAGUCAGAAAGAAAUGAAAAUCCUGCUGAUUAUCUAGGAAGAGUUGGAGUUACGAGACAAAUACAAGAAGUGCUCACGAUCCUAUUAGACAAUGAGCCGGACAAUCCCAUAGCUUUCAUUGCCAAAUACUUUGCCAAUGCUGCUGAACAUGUAUCAAGUGUAAGUCAGGCUUACCAAUACCUCUGUUUGAGUCACCAUAGUCAAGUAUCGUAUCAAAACAACUUGUUAAAAGCGUACAAGUUAUUAAACAGACAAUCGAUCGGACAUGGAUUGAAAGGCCUGACUGGAAAAAAAUACAACGAACUUCUAUCUCUGAUUUGCAGGGACUCCAUAACAAAAGAAACAGCAAGUUUAUUACAAUUGCUACAAAAACGAGAACAAAACAUCGUUAACUUUAAUAUGUUCAACUCAGGGGUUACUUGUUGCUUUAUAUUUCAAGAUUUUAUUUUGGAAGCCAAGUCACUUUUUGACGAGUUAGCUUUAUCAGAGAAAGAUCAAGCUGACUACUCAUUAUGUAAAGCAAUGCUAACUCAGUUGGAGACCAGUGUUUCAAAAGGGAAAGAAAGCUCUACUUUAUGUAUUCUUGAAGCUGGUUUGUUUCUUAGCAAACAAAAUAUUAGUAUCGAAAUCAACAAGACAUUAAAUGAAAGUGUUUCUGGUGAAAUAAUGACCUUGGAUGAGUUUGUUCAUGAAGCAUGUAUGAUUUUCUUAUCAAAGAUUUCUGUCAAAGUGUAAUGGUCAGAAGACAGACACUGCUAUGAAAGACAUCACUGUAAAUAACGACUACUUUCAACAAACCUGCUUAAUAUGGAUGUUAGCUUAUUUCAUGUCUUCGAUAUACUUCAAAGAUUACUGUAACAUUUACCUUUUAUUGCAACAUUCAAUCCUUUGUUGUAAAUGAUAAACCUGAUUAUGGUACAGUUAGAAUUAUCACAUUGAUUACUUUAACUAGAUGAAA